Molecule: messenger RNA, 801 nt
Organism: Ochlerotatus camptorhynchus
Lineage: Eukaryota; Metazoa; Arthropoda; Insecta; Diptera; Culicidae
Product: c-Myc-binding protein
Exons: 3
Coding region: 98-604 (168 amino acids)
Biological process (GO): regulation of DNA-templated transcription
Cellular component (GO): nucleus
Molecular function (GO): transcription coactivator activity
Source: RefSeq, a predicted model, not a curated record
AAAAUCAUCCAUUUGAAAAACAAUCGCGAUUGUGUGAAAGGCGAUAAGAAACAAUAACCAGUUUAGCUUUCAACAAAAGGACGAAUUCAAGUUCAAAAUGUCCAGCUUUAAGCCGAUCGAUGGAUCCAAGGAGGAUUUUCGCAAGUAUCUAGACCGAAAAGGAGUUCUAGACGCCAUCACAAAAGUGCUGAUCAAGUGUAAUUCCGACCGUCCUGAAAAUGCAAUUGAAUACCUGCUGGAUAAUCUGGGAGAGAGGCUGAAGGAUAAGGAUACAAUUGCAAGACUGGAAAAUGAACUCAACGAUGCCAGGAACGAGAUUGAAACUCUAAAACGGGAAAUGAAUGCACUGAAGGUGAAUGUCACCACCAAUACUGAAACCGGCAAUGCGGUUUCACCGUCGGAUGAUUCUCUAUCAGGAAAUGCCGUCGAUUCGACAGGCCUGCAAGAUGGCUCGAAUGAGGAUUCAACGGAAGCAACAAAUCCAUCCAGUAAGGUGAAUGCGGACAAAGAAACGACUAACAACGUUGAUUCUGGUGAAACGGGAGCGGUAGCGAAGACGCCAGAAAAUGCCGAAUCCGAUCCAAAAGAAUUAGUUGCGCAGUAAUCAUUCAAAGUUCUUAGUUGGAUUUCCGAACCUACUUUCAUAUUUGCAUUGAAUGCUAUAAUACUAGGCAAUACUACUAUUGUUUUGGACAUAUGUUUAAAAUAAACAUUGGCAGGUGUAGAGAACCAUAUCAAGUUUGUUGAAAAUGGUUUUGAAACUAUUGGAACACUGAUAUACGUGAAUAAUCAAAUGAGUAG